Messenger RNA from Ornithorhynchus anatinus (platypus), 905 nucleotides. Its product is annotated as interleukin-20. The record is from RefSeq and is a predicted model, not a curated record. The transcript is spliced from 5 exons. Bases 31 to 567 code for a protein of 178 amino acids. NCBI's taxonomy places the organism in Eukaryota, Metazoa, Chordata, Mammalia, Monotremata, Ornithorhynchidae.
AAUCAGUUCCCUCCAGCUCGCCGCAAUAAGAUGAAGGUUGGCCUCUCGCUCUGCCUCUUCUCCUUCGUAUCUCUGUUGGGUUGGAGACCUUCCGCUGGGUCGAAGAAACUGCCUCUGGGUCACUGCUCGGUCUCCGUGGACAUUCAGAAACUAAGAGAUGAAUUUUCAGGAAUCAAAGCCCUCAUUCAAUCUGAAGAUGAAAGCAUGAACAUCAGGAUUUUAAAGAGAUCCGAAUCUUUGCAAGUCACAGAGCCGGCGGACAGAUGCUGCUUCCUCCGCCACUUAUUCAGACUCUACCUGGAUCGGGUGUUUAACCACUACAAGACACAUGACUCUGACAUCCUCAGGAAGAUCAGCACCAUUGCCAACACUUUUCUGGGGGUCAAAAGGGACCUCCGGCUUUGUCACGACCACUCUACGUGCCAUUGUGGGGAGGAGGCAAGAGGGAAAUUCAGCAGGGUUCUGAGUCAUUUCGAGAAGCUGGAUGCUGAAGCAGCAGCAGUGAAAGCCCUGGGAGAACUGGACAUUCUUUUAAGCUGGAUGGAAGACAUCGAGCAGCCAGAAUAACAUGAGCAGUCCACAGCUUCUCACCUUCCUCUUCCAAGUUCACGUCUCCCACCAGCAGUGCGGCUCUUCUCUGAAGCGAUUUAGUGCAGGAUAUUAUUUAUCUUAUUUCCUAAUUGCGGCAUUGUAAAAUAAUUUCACACCAUAAUUUUGUAUGAGGGAUUGUUACCGAAACUCAUUUUCUAAGGCUGAAUGCGUUUAUUAAUAUUGGUUAUUUAUUUUCUGUUAUUUAAUGUUUUAUUUAUUUUUUUCUAUUUGGAUAAUGAUAUUUGUACCUAACUUAUUCCUGUUUGAGUGGGCCUUUUUUUUAAAAAAGAAUAAAUUAUUAAUGAUUCUCUACA